GUUACCUCGCAGGGGGACGGACGGUCGGACAGAUGCUGACAGCUAAGCAAUUUAGUUCAGCGAUUUGUUUGCGUUGUAGGGAAAUUCGAGUCGAGAAUCAGUAUUUAUUUAAUCAAAUCACUGACAGAAUAACAUCAUUAUUGGCCUGACUAUAAAUACAACAUAAUUGUACUUUAAACUAAAACACGAAUUAAAAUAUGUAGUGCUAUGAAUAGAUGAAAACAAUACGAAAUGUCGUCACCUACUUCCAAACUCGUUUUAGGUUUAUCUUGUGCAGUGACAUUAGGAAUAGUUGCAUAUGUGCAUGUAAAGCAGCAAACCGACAGGCAUAAGAUGCAUGAAGGUGUUCUAAAAGAUAUAGAAAGACAACAAAGAAGAAAAAUUGAAAACUUAUACAUGUUAGAGAAACAGAAUGAAUUAACCAAAGAAAUGAAAAAGGGAUUAGGUAAUUAAUCAAAAACAAAAUAUUACUCUUAGACAAGCAUUAUUUUAAUAUAACUAAACUAUGUGAGAAAUACAACUACAUUAUAUAUAUAAUGGAUUUUUAUUUCUUGUCUUGUUUUAACCACACAUCCAGCAUCACAUCUUUGAGGUUUAAAUUAACACCUGUAGGACGCUUCAUGUCAGUACCAUCAAUAAAACCGUCUAAUUCUAUUUUCUGUUUGGCUACAGCAGCUAAACAUUUAAAUGUCUGUGGCUCCCAUGAUGCCAAAUCUGAUAAAGACUUUCUAUCCAACAUAAUACCCGCACGAUCCAGGCCUUCCUUAAGAGUAUAGUAUGUUAAAUUAUGUUGUUCACAAGCAGCAGUGAUACGAGUGUCCCAAAGUUCUUUCAUGUCUUCUUUCUUUAGUUUCCUGGCUUUAGUAGCAUAUGCCAAAGCUCUGUGAACAUUGCGAACAGCAACUGAGUAACAGUUUCUCCGACGGCCGAUGUAAUGUGCAGCUAAUCUGAAGAUUUUUCUUUUUCUCCAAAACUCAUCAGGACCUCGACAGCGUACCAUGUUCGUAAUUGACAAAAAAACCAUUAUAUACGUGAAUUU
Plodia interpunctella (Indianmeal moth) is the source of this 1039-nucleotide messenger RNA. RefSeq lists its product as uncharacterized. Gene Ontology annotation, cellular component: mitochondrion. Lineage: Eukaryota; Metazoa; Arthropoda; Insecta; Lepidoptera; Pyralidae. The record is from RefSeq and is a predicted model, not a curated record. The coding region runs from base 232 to 453 and encodes 73 amino acids. The transcript has 2 exons. Gene Ontology annotation, biological process: mitochondrial respiratory chain complex IV assembly.